Messenger RNA from Malus domestica (apple), 1739 nucleotides. RefSeq names its product DNA damage-repair/toleration protein DRT100-like. NCBI's taxonomy places the organism in Eukaryota, Viridiplantae, Streptophyta, Magnoliopsida, Rosales, Rosaceae. The record is from RefSeq and is a predicted model, not a curated record. Gene Ontology annotation, molecular function: protein binding.
UUACUUCAUUCUGCAACUUUCCAUUUUUGCCAUAUUUGGCUGUCUCAGAAACAAUAAUAUUGAGCAUGAAAAACCUCCCCCUCCUCUUCCUUGCUAUCCUCACCUUCAGUUGCCUGAACCCCGUUUCCGCAGCCUGCCACGUCGACGACGAAGCGGGUCUGCUUGCCUUCAAAUCGGCCAUCACAGCCGACCCAUCUAACAAGCUAAGCUCAUGGAUAAAGGGUACAGACUGCUGCACAUGGGCGGGUACAAACUGCCUCAACAACCGGGUCACCAGCCUCUCCCUCUCGGGUCAACCCGACAAGCCCAGUACUUACUUAUCCGGUCAAAUCUCGCCCUCCCUCUCCAAACUCAAAUUCUUGAACGGCAUCUAUCUCCAAAACCUUAACCUCUCGGGUCCCUUCCCGGAUCUCCUAUUCGGACUACCCGACCUCAAAUACGUCUACAUUGAACACAACAAGCUCUCGGGUCGAAUACCCAACACUAUCGGCAACUUAACCCAACUCGAAGCACUCAGCUUUUACUACAACCGGUUCACCGGUCCAAUUCCGAGUUCAAUCUCCAAGCUGACCCGGCUCACCCAGCUCAACCUUGGCGGCAACAUCUUAACCGGUUCGAUCCCAUCCGGCAUUCAAAACCUCAAGAACCUCACCCUCUUCAACCUCGAGCAAAACGGGUUGUCGGGUCCCAUCCCCGAUUUCUUCACAUCGUUUCCGGAGCUCCGAGUCCUCAGACUCUCCGGCAACUACUUUACCGGGAAAAUCCCAGCUUCAAUUUCCGCUUUGGCGCCAAAACUGGCCUACCUGGAGCUCGGCCACAACGCCCUGACCGGCCAAAUCCCUGAUUUUCUCGGCAAUUUCAAGGCCCUCGACACCCUCAACCUCUCUAGCAACAAAUUAUCCGGCGUCGUGCCUCAGAAGUUCGCGAAUCUGACCAAGAUCUUCAACCUCGAUCUUUCUCGUAAUUACCUCACCGACCCGUUUCCGGAACUGAACGUGAGAGGCAUCGAGUCCCUGGAUUUGUCGUACAACAGCUUCCAUCUGAAGCAAAUUCCAAAAUGGGUGACGUCGUCGCCGAUCAUCUACUCUCUGAAGCUCGCAAAGUGUGGGAUCAAGUUGAAAUUGGACGACUGGAAGCCGGCGGAGACGUAUUUCUACGAUUACAUCGAUUUAUCAGAGAACGAGAUUUCGGGGAGUCCAGUCGGGCUGCUGAACAGGACCGAUUUCUUGGUGGGGUUUUGGGCUUCUGGGAAUAAGUUGAAGUUUGAUUUGGAGAAGUUGAGGAUUGUGAAGACGUUGAAGUAUUUGGACUUGUCGAGGAAUUUGGUUUUCGGGAAGGUGCCGAGUGGAGUUUCAGGGCUGGAGAGACUGAACGUCAGCCACAAUCAUCUUUGCGGACCGCUUCCGGCCACCAAGUUUGGUGCUUCGGCGUUUCUGGGGAAUGAUUGUCUCUGUGGUGCUCCACUAGAUCUCUGCAAGUAAUGAGGCAAAACCCUAGCAAUAAGGUUUCGGUGGGAAAUAAUGCCACGUGACUGAUGGCUUAGUUUUCGUGAGGACAAUAAAAAGGAAAAUGAAUUAUGAAAUGGAUUUACAGUGGUGUGUUAAUAAUAAUAUGUCGUAUCGUAUGUAAGGUUUUUUCUUCACGUAAUAUAUUGAUAUUAUUAGACUCCAACGUUACAUAUAAUCAACUCGUUUUGUACAAGUUGCUUCAAGAAAAUUAUAGAAAGUGUAAUUUUGUUA